Molecule: messenger RNA, 669 nt
Organism: Fusarium vanettenii 77-13-4
Lineage: Eukaryota; Fungi; Ascomycota; Sordariomycetes; Hypocreales; Nectriaceae
Exons: 2
Coding region: 1-669 (222 amino acids)
Biological process (GO): peptidyl-serine phosphorylation; protein autophosphorylation; autophagy
Cellular component (GO): autophagosome; cytoplasm
Molecular function (GO): protein serine/threonine kinase activity; ATP binding
Source: RefSeq, a predicted model, not a curated record
AUGGGAUACUACACCUCAAAGCGCACUCUUUACAUUGCCAUGGAGUAUUUCCCCAAGGGAGACUUAGGGACUUAUGCUCUUGAAUAUGCACCCUUGCCCGAAGAUGAGUGCCGGGAGAUCGCCAGUCAAAUCCUCCGUGGCUUGGUUACCAUGCAUCAAGAGCGCUUUGCACACCGAGAUGUGAAGCCUCAGAAUGUAUUGAUUCAACAAUCUCCUCGAUCUGUACCCCCGGCUCCAUGGUGGGUCAAACUUGCAGACUUUGGCAUCAGCAAGAGGCUGGAGCCAAACACAAGUGGUAGCACUAGAAGAAGCGGCACUCUGCAGUACAUGGCACCCGAACUUCUCAGAUCCCGGCUGUCUAAUAGAUCGAAUUUCAAUUACCCCGCCGUCGACCUGUGGGCUCUGGGUGUCACCACCUUCUUUGUCCUGACUAAGAGGCUUCCAUUUCAGGAUAUCUCAUCCGCCAUCGACUACGCCAGUGAUCCUGACAAACCGUUUCCUACGGCUGCCUUGAAUGGCUGUCAAGUCAGUAUGGAUGCGCAAGCUUUUAUUUGUGCUCUGAUGAAACCAAAACCAACAGAGAGGCUGGAUUCAGGGGCCGCCAUGCGCCAUGCGUGGAUGCAUUCUUUUCUGCCAGAGAUGCAAACAACGUUGUCACAUAGCGGGUAG